This is a messenger RNA of Cylicocyclus nassatus, 428 nucleotides long. Lineage: Eukaryota; Metazoa; Nematoda; Chromadorea; Rhabditida; Strongylidae. The record is from the annotation of a GenBank genome assembly.
UUUUGAGUGAAUGCUGCAGGUUGCGUUCCUCAUUUUCACUUCGUUCUCUAUCAGUGUAGAUGCAUUUAGCGUCGAUUUCUCAGAUGAAGAUGGGCCGUUUGUCCCCAUUGCCACAGAGCAAUUCAAAUCAUUUCUUGGUCGACAUCAAACAGAAUGUGAAAAAUAUAGACAUCAGUGCAAACGAUUCAUAAAGUGCUUCUGCAAUUGCAAAGAUCAGCUAAUAUUCGCAAGUGCUCUAAAUGAUGCGGCUGAAUUUCUGACUGAGGAGCAGCGUAGGGAAUCUACGUCCGUAAAGACAAAUGCUUGUGUGGGAAUGUAUGCAUAUUGCCUUUCUGUCGACUUCUUCACACUGAGGAGAAUCCUCAGGCUAGAAACACCAGACGCAUUCUAAUAAUUGAUGUGCAGCAUAGCUUAUUAUUUCACAUUCA